This is a messenger RNA of Chenopodium quinoa (quinoa), 2191 nucleotides long. RefSeq lists its product as uncharacterized. Lineage: Eukaryota; Viridiplantae; Streptophyta; Magnoliopsida; Caryophyllales; Amaranthaceae. The record is from RefSeq and is a predicted model, not a curated record. Bases 303 to 1745 code for a protein of 480 amino acids. The transcript has 2 exons.
CGAUCCGAAUUUUAUUUUUUUAGGCAGGCCUUGGACAAACAUUCUACACAUUUUUAAUUGUUUUUUUUUCUCCCAAAAACCCUGCUAGGUCCGGUCAAAAUUUACAAAUUUGUAUAAGCAUGUUCGGCCCAAAUCUUGACCCAGCUUGAAUUAAUGGGUUAUUAGGCUUAUGCCCAACCCGAAUAAGGCCCGGCCCGCCAAAUGAUCACCCCUGCUAGAGUGUAAAUUCCUGCUACACUACACGACUCACACAAAAAUUAGAAGAAAACCGAAUCCGACACCUCAAACGCCGCCGUGAAUCAAUGACCGGCGUCGGAAGGCAACGGUGGAAGAACAAAAAAGCGUCGAAACGCUCAAUCCUAAUUUUCUCUCUUCUCAUUCUCUCUCUCAUCUUCUUCAUCUUCUACCAAGAGAUCUCCACUUUCAUUCUUCCACUCUCCUCGAAAUCUCUCUCCUCUCAAUUCCCACAAUGCGUUGCUAAAAGCGUCGAGAAAUUCUUAUGGUAUGCCCCACACAGCGGAUUCAAUAAUCAGCUAUCCGAGUUCAAAAACGCUGUUUUAAUGGCGGCGAUUCUUAAUCGGACUUUGAUUGUUCCUCCUGUUUUGGAUCAUCAUGCUGUUGUUCUUGGUAGUUGUCCUAAGUUUAGGGUUUUGGAACCAAAGGAGCUUCGGGUUGAGGUUUGGGAUCAUGUUAUUGAUUUGAUUAAGGGAGGAAGGUAUGUAUCCAUGGCAGAGAUCAUUGAUCUUUCUUCAGUAUCUACUGUGGUUAAGACAAUAGAUUUCAGACAUUUCAUAUCAAUGUGGUGUGGUGUGGGCUUAGAUUCUCUUUGCUCAGAUGACCCCAAUGUCCAGACAUCUUUGAUGAGUGAUCUGAAGAAAUGUGGGUCAUUUCUAUCUGGAUAUCAUGGUAAUGUAGAUACGUGUUUGCAUGCUAUUGAUGUAGAUUGCAGAACUACAGUCUGGACAUAUCAAGAGAAUGAUUCAGAUGGGGGUUUGGAUUCCUUUCAGCCUGAUGAACAACUCAAAAUAAAAAAGAAAAUUUCAUACGUCAGGCAUCGACGAGAUGUGUAUAAAAGUCUUGGACCUGGUUCUGAAGUUUAUUCUUCAACUGUGCUAGCGUUUGGAAGUUUAUUCUCUGCUCCAUAUAGAGGCUCACAGCUCUACAUUGACAUUAAAGAAUCUCCAAGAGACCAUAAAAUUCAAUCCUUGCUUGGUAUGAUUGAUUUUAUGCCAUUUGCUCCAGAAAUCAUUAAUGCAGGAAAGGAGUUUGUCCAAAAGAACAUCAGAAAACCGUUUCUUUGUGCACAACUAAGGUUGUUAGAUGGGCAAUUUAAGAAUCAUUGGAAGGGAACCUUUUCAGUUCUUAAGCAGAAGGUUGAAGCUUUAAAACAGAAGGGCUCUCUCCCUAUUCAUAUCUUUGUGAUGACCGAUCUUCCCAGAAGUAAUUGGAGCAGCUGCUACCUGGGAGACUUGGCCAGCAAUGCAAACUCAUUCAAACUUCAUGUCUUGAGUGACGAAGAGGUGGUUGUGAAAAGAACUGCAAGUAAAAUUGCAGCCGCAUUCGAUAGCACUAAGGUUAGCCAUUGCUCUCGUCGGCCACUUGAUGUUCUUCUUUACGUGGAGGAGACUGUUUGUAGCUGUGCUUCCCUGGGAUUUGUUGGGACAGCUGGGUCUACAAUUGCAGAAAAUAUAGAGAUGAUGAGAAAGAACAGCGUCUGUUUAAAUUCAGAUGAGAUUGCAGUGUGACUCCAUGUAUUGUGAAGCAAUCUUUAAUUGUUGAAUGCUGCCUAUCAAAUUGAUUUACUAUCUCAUGAGACUCUAGUCUCAGUGGCUACUGCAAGCUGACUAGCCUGUGUCUCUCUUUGCUGGAUUCCUGGAAAUUAAGCAUGGUGUACUACGGAUAAAAUCAUGAAGCCCGGUGAUUGCUGCAAUGGUUGCUGGAAUUCUUAUUGGCAGCCUUCCUGGCUUCCUGCUACAUUCUUUUCCAGGACUGAUGUCUUUAACGCAUUGUAUGGCAUGCAGCAAGUUCACAUACUUUGGGAGGCCGUGGAGUGGAUAAGUGUUAAAAUAUUAUAUGUUCAUAUCUGUCAUAUGCACAAGGUAUGCCUGGCUCAGUUGGUGAGAUGGAUGUCAAUGAAGUUAUAAAACUCUAUAAGUGCAAUAAAGUUGUGGAUUUGAUACUCGCUUUACUA